AUGGCCUUUUAUACACCUUCCUCCAUCCCCCAUUCCUGCACCAUGAAUGCCCUACCUACCGAGCUCCUCUCGUCCUGGUCGCUGCACUGGCGGCCCAAGGACGUACCCCUUACCCCACCGAUGACCUCAACCUUUGAAAGGAGAAAGGUGCAGCACCACCCGACGCUGCCUUCAAUAGCCCACUUUGAUCGUCAGCUCUCGGUGCGCCAUUUAGCGUCGGCAAUGCCGCCCCUAACUCCGCCAGACGAUGUUCCACCACCGACUUACUCUCCUGAACCAACCCGCCUUCCCCCACUUGCCGCCACAACGAAACCGCCCGCGUUCGACAUGUCCAUUGACUGGCUGGACGUCUCGCGGACGCGUUCAGCACGUUUCAUUGCCGAGAAAACUUGCGAGAUGAUCUGUUAUCUUUGGUUCGCGUCCUCUACGCCUUCGCAAGGAUCCUAUUCACCGCCGAAUUCCCCGUUUCUCAACCGGCCAACGACGUCUAGCAACCUCCAGCUCGUCGCGACGCCCACCUUUGUUCAGUUCAUGCAGAAACUGCUCGAGACGACCCAAGUCUCACAUUCCGUCAUUGUCCUCUCAUUGCACUACAUCUACCGACUCAAAGACCGAAACAACGGGACUCCGGCCCAGGCUGGCAGUGAAUUCCGAAUAGCCGUGGCUGCGCUUAUGAUGGCGAACAAAUUUCUUGACGAUAAUACAUAUACGAAUAAAACAUGGUCCGAAGUGUCUGGCAUUGAACUGCCCGAGAUAAACCGGAUGGAGCGGGAGUUUCUGAUGGGCGUCGACUUCAAUUUGUAUGUCGACAAAAAGACGUACGAGUCUUGGUUGAGUCUGCUCAAGGGACUUGUGCUGGCAAAGGAGAGGGACUGUCGCCAUUUCCGGAAAUCACGCACGCCGGCCCGGUCUUCGCGACUUGCCGCCAGCAGCUCGCCUUCGACACGAAGCUACUCCUCCCGCUACGCUAUUCCUUCACCUCGCGCUCGAUCCACGUCACCCAAUCAGAUCUCUCGUACUGAUUACCCUCCUGCUCCUCCUCUUGACACGUCCCUCUUCUACAAGUCAGGUUCGAAGCGUACAGCAGAGGCCGCCUUCUCUCCCACGAGCGCGAGUUUCUCCCAGCUACCUUCCAAACGGCCCGCCGCAAUCUCCCUUCAGAUUCCAGAGCCCUCGACUGGUGGUUCGGCUUCCAACUCGCAUUCGCCGCUCGAAGGCUUGCAAUCAUUCGCCAAGAUGUCCCUGCAAUCUCCUUCACGGGCACCGACGUCCUCGUCGUCUUCGCCUUGGGUACCGAUUAAGCGGGAGACUGUUCCUCAAACGCUCGUUUCGGCGUAUAAUGCGAGCGAAGGCACUCGGAAUGCUGUACCUGAGAAUCUGUACUUUUAUACCCUCGCAGGCUCGCCUAUGGAUGAAGAAGACCGCUUUCGUCGGCCCAGGCUGCGGUAUCAUCAGCCUCCGCCGCCGUCAUCGAGUGUUCCUUGCUACUCGCAGCGUGCGUCGAUGCCGGUUAACAUUCAGUCUGCAUCGACGAGUCCGAAUGAUGUACAUAUGAAUCUUGACCCGUCGCAUCACCUGCACGAAACGGCAUGGACACACCAAGUCGUUCUACCGCCCCUCCAUCACCCCAAGCCCAGCCGCCACUAUACUAAUGAUAAUACGCCUAGUCCUAUCCCCGCACCCUUCGCUAAUGCUGGCCCCCCGGGCAUCCAGUUCUACUCUACAGCCCCGCGCUCUCCGCCCCGCUAUACACCCCAUCACGAUAAUUGGUAUCGCAGCCGCGGGUAUUAA
Desarmillaria tabescens is the source of this 1791-nucleotide messenger RNA. Its product is annotated as cyclin-domain-containing protein. The record is from RefSeq and is a predicted model, not a curated record. Gene Ontology annotation, biological process: regulation of cyclin-dependent protein serine/threonine kinase activity. The transcript has 4 exons. The coding region runs from base 1 to 1791 and encodes 596 amino acids. Gene Ontology annotation, molecular function: cyclin-dependent protein serine/threonine kinase regulator activity; protein kinase binding. Gene Ontology annotation, cellular component: cyclin-dependent protein kinase holoenzyme complex; nucleus. Lineage: Eukaryota; Fungi; Basidiomycota; Agaricomycetes; Agaricales; Physalacriaceae.